UACCAUUUCGACGGUAUUAGCUUAGAAAUAAAAAAAAAAACGAUUUUUUCAAGGGAGUGUUUUACUCUCUAAACGACUAAAUACGCCAUUAAGAAAAACACGGAUCUAAUAUUUUUCAAUGCUCUACAACAUAUUCAAGGUUCAUUAAAAUCGGUGAGGGACACUUUUGACCAGUCCCCCCUUGUUAGUUUAAAAAAAAUCAUUAACUUACCCAACCCUGCUUCUCGAAGUGACGUAGCCUGGUGUCGCGUGGCGAAAACAUAUAAAUUUUUUUUCUCGCUCUCUCUCUAAUGACAUGUUUCAAAGAACGCGCUUAAGCCAUGGGUAGCGGAGGGGUUGGUGAGGUACCGACGAUAUUUCAUCCCCGACGAUCGCGUACGUCGAAUAUAAUCCUCGGCGAUGAUCAACAGACUCACGGUCCCUUCAUCACACCUAUCCAGGUUGCGCUCCACGCAGGAUGCGAGCAACAGCAAGGUUGCACCGUCGCCGAUGGACGUGGCGAUUCUGGAUCCAGUUGUCGCACUCUGGAGACCACCGGAAGUGCCGUAACAAGCGGCGGCGGAGGCGGAGGCGGCGGUGAUAGCGGGACCGGAAGUGUGCAAACUCAACCGACGGCCCAAACUCGAGCAUCGGUUCACGUGACCUCGACUCCGACCCCGGCGGUCGUUCAACGACCGAGCUCGAUCUCGACAUGUUUCGCUUCCUGCUGCGCCGAGAGCGCAAAAAAGAUAUAUUUCGGGGUGUGUGUGACGAUAUGCGUGACAGCAAGUUGGGUCGGGGCAACUCAUUGCAUCAAAUAUUUGUACUUUCAUAAGUCCGACAAAAUCUCGCAGACAUCCGUCACCGCAAAUUCCUCCGCGAACGACCUGCCUCAUCAGCAUAUCACUCUUGCGUACGACGCACCCUUCUUCACGACAUGGUUCUGCACCAACUGGGAAGUCCUGUACUUCCCGGUGUACUUCAUCUGUCGGGCUACCAGAACUAAAUGCGCCAGCCCUUCCGAAAUAAUAGUCGAGAGUCUACGCGGCUUUCGCGAUAAGGGCUUCACUGGUGGCCGCUUCUUACUCAGAUGUAGUCUCUUCUGCUGUCUGUGGGUCAUCACUAAUUACCUGUAUAUACUUUCGUUACGAAUAUUGUUAGCCACGGAUGUAAUGGCAUUAUUCGCGACCAACGUUUCCUGCGUCUACCUGCUUUCGUGGGUCAUUCUUCACGAGCAAUUUGUGGGUGUGAGGAUAGUCGCGGUAAUCCUGUGUAAUACCGGCAUCGCGCUUUUAGCUUACAUGGACGGUAUAACCGGAAGUCCGACCCUCGGAGGUGUUGUUCUAGCUACAGCAGCGGCAGCUGGCUCUGCCGUUUACAAAGUUCUUUUUAAGAAAGUAAUAGGAGAAACUACGUUCGGUCAAAUGUCUUUUUUUUUCUCCCUCAUCGGUUUAUGCAAUGCCGCCUUGUUGUGGCCGAUUUGUCUGGCUCUGUACUUUUCCGGGGCGGAAACCAUGCAUUGGGCAACGCUACCCUGGGCAGCGUUACUCUCCGCCAGCAUCCUCCAUUUAGUUGCGAAUAUGCUCGGCAAUUUCAGCAUCGCCCUCACUUACGAUCUGUUCAUCACUCUUGGAUUAAUCACAGCUGUACCUGUGUCCGCUGCACUGGACGUUAUUUUCUACGGGGCGUACUUUAUGGGUAUGAAAUUGGCGGGAAUGAUCUUCAUAGCGGUCGGUUUCUUCCUCGUGAUGUUUCCGGAUAAUUGGCCCGAUUACAUAACGAGACUCCUCCGAAACGUAGUCCUCAUGAGUCACAGUACAAGUAUCACGGGAGGCGGCCAACGGCAGGGCGGCAGGACUUUUCUUAGGGGUCGCGCGGCCUCUCUUCAGCAACGUCAGCAACGUCUGAGGAGUUACGGCGUGAUCGCCGCUCACGGGGACGGCCAGACUCUGCUGCCGAUCAGCAACAACAACAACAACAACAACAACAGCAGCAGCGGCGGUGGUAACCAGCCGGCCGCUCGUCACGUUAACAACUCCCAACAGUACAGUUCGAUCUCCGAAAUCCAAUCACGCCGUUUCCCUCCCUCAACCUCCAACAACACCAGCGUCGUCAGCAACAGCUACUCGCACGAUCCUCGUAAUCAGCAGCAAGGUGGAGCAGGAGACACCGGCAUGGCUUGUCAGACGGAUCGUCACGCGACGUGAUCGAUUAUCGAACCGGUUACAUAAAAUCCCACCUACGCUCACCGUCAGGCAGAGUUCGG
Messenger RNA from Nylanderia fulva, 2245 nucleotides. RefSeq names its product solute carrier family 35 member F3. The record is from RefSeq and is a predicted model, not a curated record. Lineage: Eukaryota; Metazoa; Arthropoda; Insecta; Hymenoptera; Formicidae.